CUCGAUCAUUGGACUCGUUAAGUGCCAAGAACAACAACAACAACAACAAAUCCCCAUCGAUCAUGGCUAGCUGAGUAGCAGAGUCCCUCGCAACCUAGCACGGAUGCGGCAAGCCGCCGACUGUCGGCAGUCGUGCGGAAUAACUCCGCGGUCAGGGCUGGAUGGCGCACAACGAUGCGCCACGGGAAGUCAACAACCCGGAUGAGGGCCAAAGGCGGCCGGCCGGCCAUGGUGACUGAGUCGCGAGGAUGCCGACGAGCAUAGGAGCAACAUUAGCGUAUAUGAGCGUAUGCCCAACCCAUGCUCCUCCUUGCCCUGCCUCGCGACGAGAUCUCCCACCAAAGCCCACCCCUUUUCUCUUCCUUUCUCUCCCUCACCGCAGACAUGGGCGCCACCGCUAGUGCCAUCCAGGGCCGGUUCGCCGGUAACAGCAACAUUCCCAAGCCCAGGUUCAUCCUGCAGGUGGUGCCAAACUUCGAAAUCCGCGAUGUCGAAAACGACCCCACUGUUGCCCGUGAGCUUGACGCCGUCGGCUUCGGCAUCAUCUCUUACACAUGGGGCCGCUUCCAGGAUAAGAAAAAGCGCGAGACUUCGCCCAAUGCCCCCAAGUUUGACCGUAUCGACACGGGCCCGAACCCCAUCCGGUGGGACAUUCCGAAGCUACAAGAUGGACGUUUCACCAUUGAAGAGGUCCGGGCCAUUGUGGAGAGGCUCAACAUGAAAUAUGUCUGGUGGGAUUGGGCCUGCAUUCCGCAGUACUGGAACAGCGACGGCACACCUGACCCGGACCCGGCCAGGCGGGGACACAUCAUCGGGACCCUCUCCGACGACGGGCUCAAAGCCGUCUCGGCAGAGGAGAUUAGCAAGCAGUUCUACAUCUACACCCUCGCCAAGAAGGGCUUCAUCUGGAUGCACGAUAUCCGCUUCGUCGCAACAGGCAGCCCCCAGGUGACGAGCAUCCAAAGGAUGCUUGAGAAUGAGCAAUCCGGCCGCACGUUGGAGAACCUCGGCGCCGCCGUUGCGGCAGCCAGACAGUCGGUCCAGAACUUCCGGACCAUGAAGCUGGAGGACAACUGGUAUGGGAGUUGCCAUCACCAUCUCCUCCUCAUCGCGGACCCAAGUUGCUAACUAACCUCCUCAUCACGACGCAGGCUGUCGUCCAUG
Messenger RNA from Thermothielavioides terrestris NRRL 8126, 1164 nucleotides. RefSeq lists its product as uncharacterized. Lineage: Eukaryota; Fungi; Ascomycota; Sordariomycetes; Sordariales; Chaetomiaceae. Bases 385 to 1128 code for a protein of 247 amino acids. The record is from RefSeq and is a predicted model, not a curated record. The transcript is spliced from 2 exons.